UAUUUAAACUCAGUCUCCCAUCCUUCUCACACAGUCUCACUCCCAUAUACUCAAUACUUUCUUUCUCUAUCUACCGAUCCCUUCCUCCAUCACAAGAACAGAGUCCCCCUCUGCACACAACAUCAUCGUCAUCGUAUUCACAAUCAUCAAACCCUUUGUUACGAUCAAUCUUCCCAACUUCGUUUCCAACAUGUUGGAAUCCAACACAGAGUACAAUGAUACGGAAAAGCAGACAGAAGGGUUUGGCACACGUUCCACAAUGUGGGACUUCAUUCGAGAAGCCAAAUCUCUGUGGGAGGUCGCAUUUCCGACAGCUCUCACUGCUCUCAUUUUCUACGCGCGUUCCAUGGUCUCCAUGUUGUUCCUCGGACACCUAGGAGACACCGAACUCGCGGCAGGUUCUUUGGCCAUAGCCUUCGCCAACAUCACCGGUUACUCGGUUCUCUCCGGACUCUCCCUAGGGAUGGAACCCCUAUGCUCCCAAGCCUUCGGAGCAAAGCGUCCCAAGCUUCUCUCUCUCACGCUCCAACGCUGCGUUCUCUUCUUGAUAUGUUGCUCAAUCCCCAUUUCACUCUUGUGGCUCAACAUGUCCAAAAUCUUCCUCCUACUACACCAAGACAUCGAAAUCACAAAAAUGGCGCAAAACUACCUCGUAUUCCUCCUCCCCGACCUCGUCACCAACUCCUUCCUCCACCCAAUCAGAGUCUACCUUCGAGCGCAGAACGUCACCCAACCGGUCACGUUAGCUUCCCUCGCCGGCACGCUCCUGCACGUCGCCUUCAACUUCGCUCUCGUGAGACGCGGGGUGGCCGGAGUCGCCGCCGCCUCCGCCGCCUCCAGCUUUUCGAUUCUGGGACUGUUGCUCCUCUAUGUGUGGAUAAGUGGGGUCCACCUAGACACGUGGAGUGCGCCGAGCCGUGAGUGUUUCACAGGCUGGGAGCCGCUGCUUCGGCUGGCUGCACCGAGCUGCGUGUCCGUUUGUUUGGAGUGGUGGUGGUAUGAGAUCAUGAUCUUGUUAUGCGGACUCCUUGUGGAGCCCACUGCCAGCGUGGCCGCCAUGGGGAUUUUAAUCCAAACGACGUCGUUGAUUUACGUCUUUCCUUCGUCGUUGGGGUUGGCAGUGUCAACGCGCGUGGGGAACGAGCUUGGCGCGAACCGGGCUCCACGCGCCAGGAUGUCGGCUGUGGUGGCGGUGUUUUUCGCCGCUGUGAUGGGUUUUUCGGCGGUGAUCUUCGCCUCAUCGAUGAGGCGGCAGUGGGGGAGGAUGUUCACUUUGGACGAGGGGAUUCUGCAGCUGACGGCCGCGGCGCUGCCUAUUUUGGGACUGUGCGAGCUUGGAAACUGCCCGCAAACGGUGGGGUGCGGGGUGGUGCGGGGGACGGCGCGGCCGAGCGUGGCGGCGAACGUGAACCUCGGCGCCUUUUAUCUGGUGGGGAUGCCCGUGGCCGUUGGGCUUGCGUUCUGGCUAGAGGUUGGGUUCUGUGGGCUCUGGCUGGGCCUGUUGUCGGCCCAGGUUUGUUGUGCGGGCCUGAUGUUGUAUACGAUUGGGACCACCGAUUGGGAGUACCAGGCCUGCCGGGCCCAGCUGUUGACUGCCGUAGAUGACUCCGCGAACGGAUCGGACGGGCAGAAAGAACCGUUGAUUGGCGUGGUGGACACUUGAUAAUGAUGAUGAAUGUUGAUUGACGGUGUAAUAUUCUUUUCUUUUUCUAAUUUUUAUAUUAUUAGACGAAUUUGUGAGAUAGAAUUGUUAUUUUUUACACCGCUGAUUUUUUAUUCCAGUGGGAACUGGGUAUUAUUUAAUUAAGGAUAAAUGAGAUGAUGAUUAUUCUGUCUUUUUC
Vigna angularis (adzuki bean) is the source of this 1841-nucleotide messenger RNA. RefSeq names its product protein DETOXIFICATION 51. NCBI's taxonomy places the organism in Eukaryota, Viridiplantae, Streptophyta, Magnoliopsida, Fabales, Fabaceae. The coding region runs from base 191 to 1663 and encodes 490 amino acids. Gene Ontology annotation, biological process: xenobiotic detoxification by transmembrane export across the plasma membrane. Gene Ontology annotation, cellular component: membrane. The record is from RefSeq and is a predicted model, not a curated record. Gene Ontology annotation, molecular function: xenobiotic transmembrane transporter activity; antiporter activity. The transcript has a single exon.